Neurospora tetraspora is the source of this 5362-nucleotide messenger RNA. Its product is annotated as Golgi CORVET complex core vacuolar protein 8-domain-containing protein. The record is from RefSeq and is a predicted model, not a curated record. The coding region runs from base 127 to 5130 and encodes 1667 amino acids. Gene Ontology annotation, molecular function: protein binding. The transcript has 3 exons. Gene Ontology annotation, biological process: endosomal vesicle fusion; protein targeting to vacuole. Gene Ontology annotation, cellular component: HOPS complex; late endosome. Lineage: Eukaryota; Fungi; Ascomycota; Sordariomycetes; Sordariales; Sordariaceae.
GGAGCUACCACCUACAACUACAACUAGAAACACUACGUAUACGAUCACCACGAGGGUAGAGGUCGCACACCCUUUGGACGAAUACACCGACUGUACUGAAAACAUGUGCUGCUCUGGCUAUCCCCGAUGAGCGUGAACAUACCGCGGCGGGAUGAGGAGGGGUCAGUGGACGACAUGAUGGCCGACGAACCCGACCUGGGUCCAACCGACGACCCGAGCUUGAGCGGCGAUGAGACCAUCCGAGAACACACCGUUACGGCUCAGGAUGGGGAGGAAGUGGAAGAGCAACCAGCAGCGGCAUCCCCAAUCGCGCCCACUCCGAUUGCGCCGAGUGCCAUAGCGAACCGUUACCGCGAGCUGGUCGAGGCCGAACACGAUGCGACAACCUCAGAGGACGGUUCUACGGAUGGAGUACUGCGCUCAGCCGCAAGCCCCCUCGAGUCCUUUCCUACGCUUUCUGGAGACUCUCCCUCCGUACAAGGCUCUGUCGUUUCGUCUCCGGGUAGCAGCAACAUCCUCCCGUCUUUGGCACUCCGUCCCGGGUUAAGAGGCCCAACACCUUCCUUCCGACCCUUUGAUCGGAGGUUCUCCUCCUUUGGCUCGCCUGGCACGCUCUCCCCACGACCGUCCUCUCCGGCAUUCCUUGCAGGCCACAGCAGGACCCUAUCCGUUACGAGCAAUCUACUACUCGACUCCAGCGAAACUGAAACAAGCUCCCCUCCUUGGGAAGUUGUGCGCUGGACAAAGUUACUGAAAUUGGAUGGGCUAGCAUUCUCCGAAUCUGGGAGGAGGAAUUUUGGCUCUCCCACAUGCCUAGCCGUUUCCACCUCCAUUGUUCUAGGAACGUCAAAAGGAGUUAUCCUAGUGUUCGACUUUAAUCAGAAUCUGAAGAUGAUCAUUGGGCCGGGAACAAAAGCUGUUGAAUCAGGUGCCGUGACAUCUCUAGCGAUUUCGGCAGACCAUACGACAAUCGCAGGCGGACAUGCCAAUGGAAAUAUCUUUACUUGGGAUACCACUCGUCCUUCACGACCAUUUCUCAGUAUUCCACAUCUACCCCAGCUUCAGCAGAGAUCAACUGACGGACAUGUCCCGGACACCAAGAUAACACAUCUGGGCUUUCUGGGGACCCGACAUACAGCCCUAGUGUCGGCUGAUGACCGAGGGAUGGCCUUCUCUCACCUUGCUACCCGGGGUACCGGAUCAUUUGGCAGGACUGUCAAGACUACUCGAAUUCUCGGCCGGUACCCAGACGCCCCUCCGCCUGUUGGGAAGAUACUCAAGCCCAGUACUGUGCUUGCCUUUCAGUCUCUGCCUUUAGGAAACGUUGACAUGGCCACGGACACUAUGGGUUUGACGGCAAUGCUCACCCCGUACUUGCUCGUCAUCGUUUCUACUACGCCUGUUGCUCAAACACAACAUAAGUCUGCGCGUCCAAAGGAAGUAACCGCACACAGUGCCAUGACAGGAUGUCUAGCUUGGUUCCCUGCAGUGAGAUUGAAGGUCCCGGAUCCUCUUACUGGCAGCAACGUGUCCAAGGUCAAGCUCGUCUACUGCUGGUCAAACGUCCUCACGGUCCUUGAGGUGGAAGAGGAGCCAGCAGAAAACAAGGAUAAACCGCCAACCCUCAGAUUCAGACCCCGAAACCGGUGGAAAUGUGAAGAGCCAAUCGUUGCUGUACAAUGGUUGAGCCGGUCUGUCUUGACAGUUCUCACGAUAACUCAGAGGCUCAUUGUGCUGGAGGAUCGAACCAUGCGCAUGACUGAAGCAUUCGACCUUAUACACAAGCACAUCUACCAUGUUGAUCUUUUCUCCAAGCAACUUCACACUCUGGUCGAGCAGCUUGACGAUGAAGAUCCUACCAUGCAUGGCGUCGUUGCCGAUGCCUUCUACAUGAGCUUCAAGGCUUACAAAGGCCGGCUUUUUCUGCUUGGAUUUACCGACGUCUCGUUAGGUGCCCUAUCUAACUGGGCAGAUCGGCUGUUCGCUCUGAUGGAAAGCGGUGACUAUGUCGGUGCCAUUCGACUUGCGACGUCUUACUACACGGGCGACGCCAACAAGUUGACCAUUGGGUUACCGGAGGAUACGGCCUUAAGACAUUCUAUGGUCAUUGACAAGCUCAUGGAGAUCAUGAGCGCAUCUCUCAAGUACGCAUUUGGGCAAAGAACAAAACGCCGAGAAGCGGGAGACGAUAAGCACCUUCGGGAACUAGCCGAAAACUGCUUCAUAGCUUCUCAAAAUGCCGGGAAAACUGACUUUCUCUUCGAUGAGAUGUACGAAUGGUAUGAAGAGGCCGGUUUGGAAGGCAUCUUCCUGGAAACCCUCGAGCCAUACAUCAUUGAUGGAUCGAUUACAGCUAUCCCGCCCGCAGUUGUGAAAGCCUUGGUCACCCACUUCGUCAGCAACGGGCUCGAAACCAGGCUGGAAGACAUCAUCUGCCACAUGGACACCUCAACUCUAGAUCUCGAUCAAGUCACAACGCUCUGCAAAACGCAUAGCCUAUACGAUGCAUUGAUAUACGUGUGGAACCAGGCCCUAAACGACUAUCUUGCCCCAUUCAUCGACUUGCUGGCCUUACUGGUGCCGUUGAUGCAGAAUGGGGAUGUGGAUGGAACAGCAAGCGUGUUGGAGAACGAGAUCAGAGAGACAAACGCACUGAAAAUCUUUCCAUAUCUGUCGUUUAUCCUUACCGGGAAGACCUAUCCUACGGGUGAGAAAAUUCCGGAUGCUAUAGCUCAAAAGGCAAAAGCGGAGCUUUACUGGUUUCUCUUUUCGGGCCAAAGUAUCUUCUGGCCUAAGGGCAGUAGCAAGAGGCUGCUUACGCGACCAGGACAGUCUCAAGAACCAUCCUUCCCCUACUUGAGGAUGAUCCUCAACUUUGACGCACCCAGCUUUCUGAGUGUGCUCAACGAGGCCUUUGAAGACUCCUUCUUGAACGAUUCACCCGAAAAGCAGCUUGGCGGUGGCCCAAGUCGUGAUCUUCCAGAGGAAGAAAUAUUUGGUUUAACGGUGGACAGGCAGUAUAUCACCUCUAUCCUGAUGGAGAUAAUGAAUCCCGCAGAUUUUGCCAAGGAAGACACUAUCUACCUCGACAUGUUCGUUGCCAGAAACCUUCCCAAAUAUCCGCAAUACCUUCUCUUCACAGGAUCGACACUUACCAAGGUCCUCAUUGGGCUGUGUCAAUAUCCAGGGGAUGACCUAGCCGAGGACGCCCAACUCAGCGCCGAAUACUUACUCUCCAUCUAUCAUCCCCCAGAUCUUCCCGACUUGAUACCUCGGUUCAAGGAGGCUGGAUUUUAUCGGAUACUCAAGCGUAUAUACAAAGCAGACAAACAGUACGGGAAACUGACUCUGACCUACUUCGAGGACCCGAACGAGCGCGAUGCUAUCUUUGACUGCAUCGAGCUUUGUCUUCGACCGCACUCAGGUCUUACCCGCCGCCAGGUACAGGAUGUGCAUCAGGUCAUCCGGGACCACGCUGGAAAACUGGUCCAGAUCGACUCUGCUAGAGCGGCGCAAGCCAUUGAGACUUACGCUCCAGAGUUGCACAGCCAUAUCUUGGACUCCGUUUCCGAGCAGCCAGACCUUCAGUAUACUUAUCUGAAGACGAUACUGGAGCCCAACAAGGAGAUGGUGAACGUGCGUCCGCCUCAGCAGGAUCUCGUGGAGCAGUAUUUGCAGCUCAUGUGCCGGUUUGAACCAUCACAUGUACCCGAAUACGUGAACAAAGUCCAAGCUACAAACUUGAGGCUAGAGAAGCUACUGCCUACAAUGGAAGAGACUGGUGUGAUUGACGCUGCCGUCAUGCUGAUGGCGAAAGAAGGGCAAGUGAAGGAGGCCAUGGACCGACUGACGAGACACUUGGAGACUCUUGAAUCAGCCUUACAUGGUCUGUUGACCGGAACCGCCUCUCAGUCACAAGUGGAUCUUAACCCUCAAGAAAGUGCCGAGGAACUUAUGCAGGCUUUGCAAAACUAUACUCGUGUGGGUAUUUGGCUAUGCCAGGAACAAACCAAAGCCACUCAAGAGAGCGGUAAUGCACGUCAACGGCACAAAUCACAACCUAAGGACGACCUUUCACCCGACGAGCAACUCUGGCUCAGCUUGAUUGAGAGCUGUGUACAGAUCACCAAGCGGGUCACUUCGGCCUUGCAGCCAACACCACCACCAGAAGAUUCAACACAAGGACAGCUUACGAAUGGGGGAUCUCACUCCAAUGGUGAAUCUGUCCUUGUGUCAUUGGAUACAGAGAAGCUUGUCACCUUGGUACGAUCGCUUGUGCAAAACACUUUUACAACCCUCCUGUCAUCCACGUCAACCCGUAGCUCGAGAUCUGCAAACACGGGCGAUACACCUCCAGCCAUAAACGCCAAUCUAUCCUUCCUUCGCAUUCUCCGCGCGUUCCUCACUCGCGCUGCGGCGUCGUCACCCAACCUCGCAGAUCUCCGCUCAGUUCUCUCCAGCAUUUUCGCCGCAUACGCAUACGAGGAGUCCAUCCUUGGUCUCUCAAACCGGCUUUUGGAACGCAGUCUCUUCGUGAGUGUAAACCAAGCCGUCCAACUCCGCCAGCGAGGUUGGCGUCCCAAAGGUUCCACCUGUGAGGCCUGCGGUCGACGAGUUUGGGGUCCUGGUGUGGCGGGUAAUGUCUACGAGGCGUGGGAAGAGCGCCAGGCUGCUGAGGAGAGUCAGCGGCAGGCGAGGAAGCAGCAGCUCACCAUGGGCGGAGGGAGCAAGACGUCGUCGGGUGCUACUGCUGAAAGGGGGAAGGGCAAGGAUCAUGAUGUGUGGCCAGCAACGGAUGGUCCCCAGGGCGGGGAAGAGUAUAAUGGAAGUGGAAAUGGAAAUGGAAAGGGGAAGGGCAAGGGGGAGGAUGUGAGCAGCCCGCGACUGAAGCAGCAGGGUGAGUCGGCGAAGGACCAGACCCAGCAAGCAAAUACUUCUGGACAUGAAGGCUUGCAAGGGCCGGUGAUGGGGAAGCGGGAACAGAAGCUUAGCCCCCUGGUUGUGCUGGCCUGUAGGCACGUUUACCAUCAAGCAUGCCUGGAUGCUCUUGAGAUGAAGAAUGGGGGCGCGGCUUCUAAUGGAGAUGGGCUUGGGGUGAAGAGGCAGUAUAGGUGCCCCAUUGACAGAUAGGGACUGGGGGUUUAUGGAUUGUCUGAAAGAUAUUACUUUUUGUAUGUAGAAGCGUUACUUAAACGUUGAAGGGGCACCAGAAGACGGGUGAAGCUCUUGAAUCUAGCUGUGAUUGAAGGAAAAAUCGUCGAUAACACAGGCAAUGGUGGUGUGUAUCUGUCAUGUGCUGAAAGCAGUGAAACCCCGUUUCUUCAAGAACGCCUCAGCGCCAUAUCGUGCGACCAUAACAUAC